ACAGUCAUUAAUCUCAUCUAUGACAGCACAGAUGUUUAAAUCUAAAUUAGGGACAUUUACAAGGAAAAGAGGCCUAGCAGAUUUUAUCUAAAGCAACUGCCAGUUAGACGCCGCUAUGUGAGCGCACUGUGCCAUCCUCCCUAACCUAUCAGUGUCGGAUGUAAGCAUGCCACCUAUGAAGUCAGCAGUCCCCAACCCCCACCCUGAACACAUGUUCAACAUCCUCUGGGCACAGGCUGAGCAGAGCACUGAGACACAGCUGAGAAUCAGAGAGGGAGAGAGAGAGAGCAAUGAAGUGGAAAUAUGAGUGAGCGUCAGAGAAAGACAGAAAUAGAGCGAUAAAGCAGUGUAUUAAACAGGCGGAGAGAGGAGGAGGAGAAAUAGUGACGGUCUUUCACUGAGGCAGGCGAGGGUUCGUGGAGACGAGGUUAUUUUCUCGUAGCAGAAAGCUCUCGUCGUGUGAGGAUGUGAGGACCCCAUGGAUUUGCUUCGAUCUGAGUCUCAGUGGAAUUCAUUGCAUCUGGUUCCAAAACAGCUGCAGACAGAGGAUGCUGGAUUCUAGGAUCCAUGUGGGCCUGUGAUGUCUUCACUCCCCCCUGUAGCUAUCUUCUUCCCCGUAAGGAUGGCUCCAGCAGUACUGACCCAGAUUGUGGAGUCUUGGCUGUUCGCUGUGGGCUGCUCCUUGGUUGGUCUGUGAAUGUGAUGCAGACGAGACAUGCUCUACACCACAGCAGAGACCGCUCAGCCUGCUGCCUCUGCUGACAUCUGUCUCCGUGGAUACACACAGCAACCGUCAGGCUACGCCACAGAGACUGAUCCAUAAUAAUAAUCCCCAGCUGGAGAAUAAACAACAUCUGGGCGUGGAGAGACGGGAGAGGGUGAAGUCUCAGCUGGGAGGGCAGCAGAUGGUGACACUGCAGCAGCACUUCUCCAGCAUGGAGGAGACAGUGCGAACACUACUACAGAACCAGGACUCACUGGAGGGCCCCAAGGUGGACCCACUGGACCUUAUGAAAGCAUACAAGGACAAACUCCUGGAGGAAAUGUGGAAGCAGCAGGAUAGUCUAGAGGGUCCUACAGCCACAGCAGUAGAAAUGCCAACCUCGCCUGAGGCCGGUGGUGGAUCGGAGGAAAUUUCAAAGGACAGCAAUCCCCUGCUAGAGCGACUCAGAGCCCUGGAGGCGGAGAAUUCUGCUCUGUCGAUUGAAAACGACAAUCAGAGGAAGCAGUAUGAGCGCUGUCUGGAUGAGGUGGCUAACCAGGUGGUCCAGGCCCUCCUCACACAAAAGGACUUGAAAGAGGAAUGUGUGAAGCUGCGGACCCGUGUGUUUGACUUGGAGCAGCAAAACCGCAUACUGAGUGUGCUCUUUCAACAACGUGUCAAAAUGUCCACGAUUCCUGUCUCCCAGUUGGUGUAG
Messenger RNA from Xiphias gladius (swordfish), 1418 nucleotides. RefSeq names its product nck-associated protein 5-like. The transcript has 8 exons. Bases 906 to 1418 code for a protein of 170 amino acids. Gene Ontology annotation, cellular component: microtubule plus-end. The record is from RefSeq and is a predicted model, not a curated record. Gene Ontology annotation, biological process: microtubule bundle formation; microtubule depolymerization. Lineage: Eukaryota; Metazoa; Chordata; Actinopteri; Istiophoriformes; Xiphiidae.